Molecule: messenger RNA, 462 nt
Organism: Macrosiphum euphorbiae (potato aphid)
Lineage: Eukaryota; Metazoa; Arthropoda; Insecta; Hemiptera; Aphididae
Source: the annotation of a GenBank genome assembly
AUGUCAGGUGCAGAAGAAGUCGACCAAUCCCUCACUGAGAACCCUCCCCUUUCUUUAGAAUCAUUAGCCCGGCUGGUUUCUAAUAUGUCUGACACAUUUAACUCUCAGCUCGAAAAUAUCUCCCGGAAGUUCAGCGAAUUAGAUAACCGGAUGGACGAGCUGUGUGCCCGUAUUGACGACAAUGACGUAGAUGUUCGUGCCAAGCUUACCCAAGUUCAAUCCUCAGUUAACACAGAUUUAAUUGCAAUACACAGUGACAUUUCCCAACAACAGCAACGAUCCCAAGAGUCCCAAAAAAGUAUUACUAUCACUCAGCGCACACUCAAUGAUACCGUAAAAGCAUUAGGCGAUCGUAUUAGCCUUGUUGAAGGCCAAAGUGCUCGGCUAGCUGCUCUUGAAAACAAAAGUCAAAAUUCUGUCCCUCUUAUUCCCCCACCCACUGUCUCUACAAACUCUCAAUAA